CAGUGUCAGAUGACCAUCCAGGCUAAUAUUAGCAAAGGAAAAGCAGAGGUGAUUUGAGAGAUUUAACACCUGUGCAUUAUUCCCUCGGUGUCGCGACACUGUGACGACCUCUGCCUCUGACAAUGACCUUUUUAAUGAGCUUCAAGUCAAAUGUUAUGACCGUUACAAAAACCACUGCUCUGAUGUAGACCAAAGGUGUCUACGGCAGGAGCAAGGUCACCGCAGAGAACCCCCAUGACGGUCCAAAAUAGAGGGUCGGCAGAACAGGGGCGAGCCAAACUCCAGGUUCACUAAAAGAGACUUUAAAACCUGAAACGAUGAAUUGACAAAAUUAGCUAUCCUGCUAUGGUACAAGAAUAUUAGGAGUGAACUAAGAUAAUGUGUGGGGUUCCUCAGGGCUCCAUUCUUAGGCCACUAUCAUUUAACCAGGGCUAAAAACGUUAUUAUUUACUACAGUGUUUCCUCUGAUUUUUUUUUUUUUUUUUAGCAACAAUGUCUGAUUUUUGUUUUAGUUUUUUUUGGGAGAGGAGCAUUAGGGGUUGGGGUAAAAUUAAAAAAAUAAACUUUAAAUGUGUUCACUUGUUUAGCUUCUUGAGAGUUUGCUGAAGGGAGUCUCUACACAAAGAUUGUUUUUUAAAAUGGUACUAAACUCGUAUUGCUGUGAGCAUAUGUCCACUUUUACAUUUUCUUUUUUUCUCCAGAAAAACUUCUCCCACCUGCUCUGGUGGUCCCGCCCACCGCCACGGCCGCCCAUCGCUCUGACUCCACCUUAGCUGCAACUCCUGCGUCUGCAGCAGCGGUGGCGACGUGGAGUCCUCCCGCUAACUUCUCUCAGGGAUUCAUUCAGUCUCCAUCUCUCUUAUUUUCUUCUUUCGUCACCAUCUUCCCACCAUGGCUUCGAUUUCGCUUUUCUUCGCCGCCGCCGCCGCCGUCGUCGUCGCUCUGUUCGGCCUCAGCACCGCCGGUUCGGAUGCGCCGCGCGGCGUCGCCGUCGGCUUCGUGUUCGACCCGCAGGCGAAGUGCGAUCCUCCGUGCGAACACGCAGGAGUGUGCAUCCGAAACAACACAUGUUUCUGCUCCAGGGGCUACGAGGGAGAGACCUGCCAGUUUACCAGCUGUUUUCCCAAGUGUAAGAACGGAGGAGAGUGUCUCCGGCCUGGAAAAUGCAGAUGUCCUGCUGGAUACGGAGGGAAAUACUGCCACAAAGUGACGUGUGACACAGGAUGCUGGAAUGGUGGAGAAUGUACUGCUGUGAAUGGAGUGGCCAAGUGCAUCUGCCCCUCAAGUUGGACCGGCACUAAAUGCCAAGAGGCUAUUUGUCCUCAGGGCUGCAGGAACGGAGGCAUUUGUGUGGCUCCAGGAAUCUGCAGCUGUCCUGAGGGGUGGCUGGGCGGGGCCUGUCACAACGCUGUGUGCGCUCUGCCCUGUCUGAACGGAGGAAAGUGCAUCUCCCCUAACACAUGCCGCUGUCGUCCUCCUUACUCUGGUCCUCGCUGUGAGCAGAGGAAGAAGUCUCACUAAUGUGACUAAGUCAAGAGCCACGAGGGAAGUUGUGGUAACCGGGACGGUUCUCUCUCUCUUUUUUUUUUUCAAAUUUUGUCAAGUUAUCUGUCUAUGUUAUAGGUCAUGUAUAACGGUUUGGAUUUUUUAAAAUUAAUAACAAAAACAUCUUCAAAUAAUCACAAUCAGUGCUACUUCUGUUUAUUGUACCACUGUGUAAGUUGAUGAUGAUGAUAAAUCAUUAUUAUUGAGUACAUGUUUGUUGGCUUUCUUUUUCUAAAUAAAAAGAUUUUGAUGAAUGAAAAUGUUCAGGAGAAUCUUAAUCUAUAAUUAUUGUAUAUGUGCGGACAAGGGGUACAUUAACACUAAAAAAAAGAGGAAAAUUACAAUUUGUUAGUUGUCUUUUGCCAGUGUCCACUGAAAAAUAGUUUUACAUCAUAUGGACACAAUCGUUCAGAAUCACUGCUUCCUCCACUCAAACAAUUUCCUGUGGACUUUGACGUGAAGGAUGGAGUAGAACUCAAUGAUCUAU
Cynoglossus semilaevis (tongue sole) is the source of this 2032-nucleotide messenger RNA. It is a transcript of the gene seraf, whose product is annotated as Schwann cell-specific EGF-like repeat autocrine factor. Lineage: Eukaryota; Metazoa; Chordata; Actinopteri; Pleuronectiformes; Cynoglossidae. Gene Ontology annotation, biological process: blood vessel development; nodal signaling pathway; determination of left/right symmetry. Gene Ontology annotation, cellular component: extracellular region; cell surface. The record is from RefSeq and is a predicted model, not a curated record. Bases 892 to 1521 code for a protein of 209 amino acids. Gene Ontology annotation, molecular function: nodal binding; activin receptor binding. The transcript is spliced from 5 exons.